This is a messenger RNA of Molossus molossus (Pallas's mastiff bat), 5703 nucleotides long. It is a transcript of the gene PLEKHG4B, whose product is annotated as pleckstrin homology and RhoGEF domain containing G4B. The record is from RefSeq and is a predicted model, not a curated record. NCBI's taxonomy places the organism in Eukaryota, Metazoa, Chordata, Mammalia, Chiroptera, Molossidae. The coding region runs from base 39 to 4562 and encodes 1507 amino acids. The transcript is spliced from 23 exons. Gene Ontology annotation, molecular function: guanyl-nucleotide exchange factor activity.
GGACCCUGGCCCCUGGGGCCGGACAAAGGCUCACCACCAUGGCUCUCAGCGCGGACGGCUCCGGCGACUCGGGCUCGAGCGCCCAGGAUCUGGAAUCCCUUGACACCUACAUCCAGAACACACUCUCUGACCUCUACCCACCAUUCGAGGCCACGGCGGCCACGGUGCUCUGGCAGGUCUUCAGCGUGGCCGAGAGGCUCCACGGAGGGGAUGGGCUGCGCUGCCUCACUGACUUCCUUAUCCCCGCCACGAAGGCCCUACAGCACCUGCAGCAGGAAGCCUGUGCCAGGUACACGGGCCUCAUCUUCUUCCACGAAGGCUGGCCACUGUGCAUCCACGGGAAGGUAGUGGUGCAGUUGGCGUCCCUCCGUGGAGUCAGGCUCAGGCCCGGGGACUUCUACCUGCAGGUCACAUCGGUGGGGAAGCAGUCGGCCAGACUGGUCUUAAAAUGCCUUUCUCGGCUGGGACGCGGCUCAGAGGAAGUUGCUGUGCCUGAGGCCAUGUACGGCUGUGUCUUCACAGGAGAGUUCCUAGACCGGGUGAACAGGGAACGCAACAGUGUCCUCUUGAAAAACUGCUUGCUGACCUCAGGCUCUGCUGUCUACCGCACCCCAUGGAGCAACAUCACCAUUCCCGUGUUUGUACCCACCAGUGGAAGAGUCCUUCCCAGCUGCUCCAGCCGUCCGGGGCCUGAGCAGCCGCCCAGCAGCGUCUCGGAGGCCCCGGCCCCGGCCCCGGCACCGGCCAUGGCCAGUCCUGGUCCGCAGGGGAGCACCUCUUCCAGCGAUACUCCAAUCCUGCCUCACUCUGGUGGGCAUCCAGGCAGUGACCAGCCCAGCUGCCUGCCUUCCUUGAGAAGAACUAAGUGCGAAAGCUCCAGGAUCCUGCCCAGGAGCUCUGACAUCGGCCCAUGGGAGCCCCCCGAGAGCCGCGAAGGACCAGGAGAGAGACUGAACCCCGUGGACAAGAAAGAUGGCCCCCAGGCCCUCACCUCUCCCAAGGACGCAGGCAGCCCAAGCUCUAGAAGGCGGCCGCCUGGGUCCCCUGCCGGCGCGGAGGCCAGGCGCUGGUUCAGGAAGUCCUACAUGGAGGCCCUGCGGAACCCCAUGCCCCUGGGCUCCAGCUCCGAGGAGUCCCUUGAGGAUGAGGCCUGCAUCACCCAGAGCAAGAAGGCAGCGACCAGCCUGACCCAGAAAGAAACCCCCGGCCCCCAGGGAGUCUCCCAGGGAGUCCCCCAGGGAGUCCAGAAUCAAGAGAGCUUUCCAGGAGCCGCUGGGAGGACCCUUACCAGGAGGUCUCGGUCCUGGGACAGAUCCCUCAGGAGCUUCCAAGGUGAUACCCAGCAGGCCUCCCCACAUUCAGCCAGCGCUGGACCCGUAAGUCCCUUAGGAGGACAAGAUAUGGGGACCAGAAACUUGGGCUCCAGCCACCCCUCUGGCUGCACCAAAGAGGAAGCCGGUGUCAACGCAGGUGGCUGCAGCUUCCGAGGACACGACCCCAGCAGGUUCCCAGACAUGCUUGCUGAGCUGCUGAGUUCCGAGGGUGAAGGCCAGCUACCCGGCGCAGGAGACCUGCCCCACCCGGAGCCCAAGCAGGUGCUGGAGAUCAGCCAGGAGCUGCUGCAGUCUGGGGCCGUCACCCUCCCAGGGACCCGAGACCGCCAGGGGAGAGCAGUAGUGCAGGUCUGCAUGAGGAGCCCACUCUGGUCCAGCCAACGCGUGCCCAGUGCCGAGCUGACCCGCCUGCUGAAGUACCUCCAUGGCAUCCCCAGGAAGGAGGUACGGGACCUGGGGCUGGUCAUCCUGGUAGACGCACGCAAGAGUGUGGCCACCCCUGCCCUUUCCCAGGCCCUGGCAGCUCUGCAGAACACAUCUCCCUCCAUAAUUCAUAAUAUUUUGCUGUUGGUGGAUAAAGAAUCAGCAUUCAGACCUGACAAGGAUGUAGCAAUUCAGUGUGAGGUGGUGGGCUCCCUGAAGGCCCUGCACAAGUUUGUCGACAGCUCCCAGCUGACCGCAGACCUCGAAGGCUCCUUUCCCUACAGCCACAGUGACUGGAUCUGCUUCCGUAGGAAAAUGGAGCCCUUUACCGCAAGCUGCCAGGAUGCCAUUGCUUUCCUGCAAAAUGUAGUUGGCUCCCUGAACACCCACAGGACCCUAAGCACAGCGCAGGAGGUCACAGAGGUAAUCAGUGAGCACAAGGCCAUAAUGAAGCAAGUCCUGGAAGACACACUGCUGGUCACCCUCCGCCUGGAAGGGGGCACUGUGCUGGCACAGCUGAGGAGGAAAGAGCCCGGGGCCAGCGAGGACAGCCGAGACAGCAUGGAGGCUGCCUCCCGGCUGUACGACCAAGUGGAUGAAGAGGUCCACAGGCUGGUCCUCACCUCCAACAAGUGUCUACAGGAGCUGGAGCGACUACGGGAACUGAGGACACUCCAGGAGGAAGGUGACCAGAUCAAAUCAUGGUUUGAAAAAGAGGAAGAGAAAUUCCUGAGCCCCUUGGAGCUGCUUUCUGUUGAGAAUGCGACGCUGCAGCAGCAGGAGCUGCAGGCCGGGCACCCCAGGCCCACGCAGUGUUGUCAGAAAGGACUACAGCUGAUGGAAAAGAACAACUCGAAGGACACAGAGGAAAGAGUCCAGGACGUCGGGAGGUGUCUGAGUGCCACAGCCGGCCGGGCCGAGUGGAAGGAGGGAGAGUUUGCGCAAUGGGUCCGCCAGUCCCAGUUCUGUGAGCUGGAGGGUGAGCACCUGGACCCAGGCGUGCAUACCCCAGACAGCAGCUCCGCCUGCUCCUCUGAGCCCAUCCACAACCCCGGCAUCCACCACAGGAAACAUCCCCUGAAGAAAAUUAUGAAGAAAACACUAAGCUUCGAGAUUCCACAGCUUGACAGUAACCCCAGGGACUCACACUGGCCAGGCCACACUGGGGUCUUCAUCAAAGGCCUAGAGGUGACCAGCACCUUGGCCUCAGAGAAGAAGCCCCCACUGAGACCACGUGCUGAAAGUCCCCUAGUCACUCGGAACCGGAGCCUGUCCUCUCCCUCCAGGAUCCACUCCUCUGAGGAGGACAGGAGGAGGCCAGCAGGAAGCAGCCGCCUGCAGCACGUAAUGGCCGAGAUGAUCUCCACGGAGAGGGAGUAUGUUAGGUCCUUAGGAUAUGUCGUCGACAACUAUUUUCCAGAAAUGGAAAGAGUGGACCUGCCGCAGGACCUGCGGGGGAAGCGUGGCGUCAUUUUUGGGAACUUGGAGAAGCUCUACGACUUCCACCGCCAGCACUUCCUUGCGGAGCUGGAGCAUUGCCGGCACUGCCCCUUGGUCGUGGGGCGUGGCUUUCUGAGACACGAAGAACAGUUUGGCAUGUACGCGCUCUACAGCAAGAACAAGCCGCAGUCGGACGCCCUGCUCUGCAGCCAUGGUCACGCCUUCUUCAAGGACAAGCAGCGGGCACUGGGUGACAAGAUGGAUCUGGCCUCCUACCUGCUGAAGCCUGUGCAGCGCAUGGGCAAGUAUGCACUGCUGCUCCAGGACCUGGUCAAGGAGGCCGGGCGCUGCCCCACCCAUGAGCAGGAGCUGGGUGAGCUGAAGGCUGCUGAAGACAUGGUUCGCUUCCAGCUGCGCCAUGGCAACGAUCUGCUGGCCAUGGAUGCUGUCCGUGGCUGCGACGUGAAUUUGAAGGAGCAGGGUCAGCUGAGAUGCCGGGACGAGUUCAUCGUUUGCUGUGGAAGAAAGAAGUACCUGAGGCACAUCUUCCUUUUUGAAGACCUCAUCCUAUUUAGCAAGACCAGAAAGGUGGACGGAGGCUACGACAUCUACACAUAUAAGCAAUCCUUCAAGAUGGCUGAAAUCGGUUUGACAGAAACUGUCGGGAACAGUGGUGUGAGGUUUGAGAUCUGGUUCCGCAGGCGGCGGAAAUCCCAGGACUCCUACAUUCUCCAGGCGAGCUCUCCAGAGGUCAAGACCAUGUGGACUGACAUGAUAGGGAAGAUCCUGUGGCGGCAGGCUCUGAGGAACAGAGAAGUCAGAAUGCAAGAAAUGGUGUCUAUGGGGUUAGGCAGCAAACCGUUCCUGGAUAUCAAGCCCAGCGAUGCAGCCAUAAGUGAUCGGGCUGUCAAUUACAACAUGAACAGAACAGAGCCAAGAACCCAAGCAUCCAUAGCUGUGCCCUCCCGUAACCACACCACCCCCUUCAAGAGACCGCACUCCACCAUCUCAGACAGCAGCACCUCCUCCUCCAGCAGCCAGUCCUCUGCCGCCCUGCACGUGUCCACCAGCCAAGCCCACUGGCCCUGGUCGUACGACGUCCACGCCUGCAUCGAGGAGGACGAGCCGGAGCAGGAGACGGAGAACCAGCCUCCGCUACGGACCGAGAGCUCUGAGUCUUCUCAGUGCAUGUCUGGGGACAGCAGCCCAGGCCUCCCCCCAGGACUGUUCUCCAGUAAGGGCUCCCAGAGCACAUCUCCCACCCUUCCCCAGAGGGACCAGCAGCUCGAUGGAGUUCAGUUCACCACAACCGCUCAACAGCGCCCCCACUCAAGGCCCCCGCAGUCCUGGGUGAAGGAAGGCUGAUGGUCAGCAGAGGCGGUUUCCAAACAGCCUGGUGAGGAGCAAGCUGGAAUCCAAGGGUCAGGGGCUCUGCCUGGAGUCCAGCCCCUCCUGGGACACUCACAGGAUCCCCAAUCCUGCCCUUCUGAUGGGAUCACAUACGUGGCAAAUCAGUGUUUCCCCAAAUUGAUGCACAUGUGUGUUUUUACCUUCAGAGGGUGGCUGGGACCCAGCCUGUCGUAGGAGGAGGCCCCAGACAUUGCCCUGAUGUGCACUCAGAAACAUCACCCCCGAAAGGGAGGGACUAAGUGGCCAAGGAGAGGGAACCGAGACUUGAGGGAACAGGUCUUCAGUUUCCAUGCCCUGGAUCACUCGUGAUGACCAGUGACGCUGGUUCUGCAUUGAUUUCCCUCCCUUUCUGUCAGAACAAAACCCCUCAGGCUUCUGGACAGCCAUUUGAGUGCAGGCAAAACACUCCAUAAGUAACAGAAGUCAUCCCCAUCAUGCCCCACCCCCAGCCUGGGCAUGGCUGGGUCUCCCCUUCGUCCCUCCUGAAUGGCUCAUCCACCUCCAUCCAGCAUGGACACCUCAUGUGGCCCAGCCUCUCCCACCUGGUGGGAACACACAGACUCCUGAUCCAGUGUGGAGGCCCCGAUAUGCGUGGGACUCAAAGCAGGGCGAGCCCUCUGGGACUGUCUCCCACCUUCUAGGCAACUCAAGCCAUAGGUGACAGUCCCCAGCUGGGGCCCCACAGAGAUGUGUCCCAGAUGCAGGGCAAGUGUAAUGGGAAUCUCCGUUCUGUUUCCUUUUUAACAAGUUGUAUGUAAUCAUCAGAGCAGUACUAGAAUUAGCUCAGGGGCCACUGGUCACCACCGCCUGUGAGCCUGGGUUGAGGUUACACUCUGCUGCCCAAGUAGGGGCCAGGUUGGGGCAGGGCACAGCAGUUGGGCCUGAAUCUCUGAGGAGCCAGUGCUGGAGGUCCUGUUGGUGUGCCCGAGAGGACUACCCUCACCAGACAGGUUGAAAUCUGAAGCAGGCAGAGCCCCGGAGACGCCAGACCUAUAAUGAGCUUCCUGCUGCAGGCAUCUACCCCCUCCCCCCCCCCCCACCACCACAUGGACCACUGAGACCAGGAGUGGUGGCGGCGGGGGCCACACCUCUGUGA